GAAUUAUGUGCGUACGUGCGUACUAAAGCCAAUUUUUGCAUUAUCAAAACACAUAAGCCUAUGUUUGCAGCAAAUAGACUGUGAUUUGAGCAGCUGCGUUGCUUAUGCAAAUAAUUUGUAUGCUGAAAUUAGUGAAAUGCGUAAGGAUUCUGAACAAUCGUUUAAACUAAUUUUUGAAUCAAUUAAAACAAUAGCCGCAGAAUUAGAUUUAGAAAUCAAAAUUCCGCGUUUGGCGAAACGGCAAACUAAUCGCGACAAUUAUGAAGGCGAACCGGAAGAAUAUUACCGCAGAUCAAUUUAUAUACCACUUUUAGAUCAUUUUUUGGACCAAAUCAAUGAACGAUUUUUAAAACAUGGAGUGCUGUUUUCCAAAAUUGAAAACAUUUUGCCAAAUAAAUGCAUAAAUCUUAAUGUUAUUGAGAUGCAGGAGACUGUUCGUGUUUUAGAAAAGCAAUGGUCCACUGAUGUAGAAGAUCGCGCUGAAUUUAGAAUGUGGAAAAAGGUGAACUGGUUAAAUCAAAACAAAGAGAUCCACUUUUUUAGACGUUGA
Molecule: messenger RNA, 550 nt
Organism: Bactrocera tryoni
Lineage: Eukaryota; Metazoa; Arthropoda; Insecta; Diptera; Tephritidae
Exons: 2
Coding region: 137-550 (137 amino acids)
Source: RefSeq, a predicted model, not a curated record